AAAAAACUGUACUUGUUUUACUCUCAGUUUUUGGUAGCUUAAAGGCGAAUCUUCAAUGAUCAUUUUGAACUUGGUUUCGUGAAAAACGGAGUUGAAGUGAGUCCGUUACGCUCUUACUGCACUGUUUCAGAAUUUCUCAUUCAAAGGUAGCUGAGGUUGAAUGCAAGUUGGCAAUAGGUUCUGUUGAACAUAUUUUUGCUUGUGCCACUGUUAUGGAGUGCGAGGAUCCUUCCCAACUCGUUCAUGGCACUCCACUAGGGGAUGGCAAUGUGCGCUUUUCUAUAUAUGCCGCGCUUGAGGAGAAAGCAAAAGUGCCAUUUCCUGUGAAAGAUGAAAUUGAAACAGUGAAGCAGGCUAUGGGGAGUUGGGUAGCAUGGCCUAAACACCUAGUCAUAAAAUCACAUCUCAAGAAACCUCUCAAGGAUAGUGCUGAAAAGAAGAAGAAAAGGAAAGAGAUAGGGGAAGAGGACUCAGAGAUUGAAUUUGGCUUGGCUAAAUUGGCACCAUCAUUACUAGCUUCAUUGAAGAUGUUAUGUUUGUGGGGUGAAGAUGCAUUCAAAGAUGGGCAUACAAUCAGCUUCUACAUGGAGCUUGUAGUGUUUGGAUUUUCUCGCAAGACUUAUAUAUUGGGAAAAGAUGUUCGGCGACUGGCAAGCAUGAGGGAAUUAACUAGAACUUGCAUUGUAGUGUACCAGAGGUACCUCUAUGAUCAGUUGAAGGCUUAUAAAAUGCUUGACAUGGUUGAAUUUUUUGACCCUUCACUUGUUGGUGCUGUGGGGUGUGGGAAUGGAACUGUCAGGGCCCAACACAUCAAAGAUAGGCUUGCAACUGCUAAACCAGGACAGAUGUUCUUGUUGCCAUUUAACUCGGGUGAUCAUUGGACUUUGACACUUGUUGAUCCGGACAAACAAAGCGCCUAUUUUAUGGACCCGCUGAAAAGAAGCUUACCCACAGGAGAUUGGAUGUCUAUCGUGGAAACUGCUAUGAGUAUGUAUAAUGCUGAAAAGAAAAAGCAAGGCCGGAGUUCAGUCCAAUGGAAAAAUUUGGCUGGCAUUCCUCCCCAACCUAGCAACAAGGAGUGUGGAUACUUUAUCAUGCGAUACAUGAGAGAUAUCAUUGAGGAUAAAGACAUGUCAUUGUUUCCUACGAAGUGGGAGAGGAGAGGCAGCAGCCAAUACACCCAAGCAGAUAUUGAUCAAGUGCAAAAUGAGUGGGGGAAGUUUGUUGUCAACACAUAUGUGCAUGAGCCUUGAAGUAGCGCGCUUGUUGCUGAUACAAUUUUGAUAAGGAAAUCAUCUUUUUUGUGCUUCUCUGCUGGUACAUUCUCAUGCACCAUGUGGCAUGUUUUGGAACAAUACAUAUGUGUAUCAGCUUUUUGAUGUCCCAAGUAGAUGGGCAUGCACUAGAAUGCUUUUCUUGUUUAAAAUGUUGGCUUUCUUAUUUGGAAAUGCAUCUCUUUUGCUUUUGAA
Molecule: messenger RNA, 1469 nt
Organism: Rosa chinensis
Lineage: Eukaryota; Viridiplantae; Streptophyta; Magnoliopsida; Rosales; Rosaceae
Exons: 8
Coding region: 213-1253 (346 amino acids)
Biological process (GO): proteolysis
Molecular function (GO): cysteine-type peptidase activity
Source: RefSeq, a predicted model, not a curated record